AUGAAAGUGGUUCAUAAAAGACAUCAAGAAGGUGGCGCUCAUCUUACGGGAGCGGUGUUUGCGGUCGAAGUGCAUUUUGAGAACAAGGACAGCGGAUUCUUCUUAAAACACACAGCGAGAUGGAACGGCGCCGGACCACCACCCGAGCCGGUCGGGACAGCGUUGCCAGGCGCCCUGCUCUCUCUCGAUCGCUUCACCGUUCUCCAAGGAUCAGCCCCCGCGUCCGUCCGCGCGACAUACGGACCCUUCUCGACCAAGCAGACAGUGCCCGCUCGCUACGCAGUACCGGACCCCCUGGAGCCGCCUCGCAGAAAUGCAACCUUAAUGGAACUGCAGGACGCGACAGCGCACAGGCUGGACGUGUCUGCCCACUUGGUGUUCCGAGAGCUGCCUCGCGAUGCCCCAGUCUUGAGGGUGCUGUUCCACACCGGCGGCGAAGGCGGUACGCGGCGUGCAGCCACGCGGCCUCGCCGUGUGUGCAUAACGCUGCAUGCAAGCCUCGGUACUAAAACACUGACCGCUUCGUGCGGCCCCGAAGGCGAAGAGGGGGCCUGUUUGGCCGAACUGACGAUCCCCGCCGCAUGGUGGCCGGCGGACGGUAAAGGGAAGCGGCCCCCGAAAAACAUAAGAUUGGCGUACAGCGCAGCGGAGGCUAGCAGCGGAGAGAGUGCAGAGGGCGCCUGUGGAAGAGUAUCUGUCCAACCAGCGUGGCCCCUGGGCUCUGUAACGCUGGCUGGCGCCCGAGCUGGAUAUCGUGAAGCGCGGGCGGGUGAUGCCGCCCUACUUUUACCGCGCGCGCCACUAUACCCCCACUCCCGAUUACACCUACCGUUUGUCGUAAGUAGAACGGCGCAUGUAACGGCGGAGGUUAAGCCGCGGGCGGCCACGGUCACCGCCACGCGCCUCGAGCCGCCCCUCCACAAUGACGAACGCCUCGACACAGACGAAGAGAGUGGUGGGGCGGGCGGGCCCGGUUGGGAAGAGAUACUGACUUGGCUGGUUGAGGUGGGAGCUGAAGGAGAAGGGGAUGCGGAGGGGUCGGAAGGGGAGUCGGGCCGCGGAACGGCUCGUUUGAGCUGGUCCGCCAGAGUAUCAUCGGCAUCCAGCUCCGCUUCAACAACAGAAGAAACUCCUCACGAGCACAGGGUGAACACACGUCUAGACAUAGAAAAGGACGACAUACAAGCUGUCCUGCCAAUAUCCAAGAACUGGGAGGUACUCAACACGGCGGUGCUGACGGGGCGUCAGGUCUCGCAAGCGAUGAAGGUGCUGAUUGUGUCACAAGCGGGCCAGGUCGCUGACGUAACCUUACAGAGCUCCUGCCACUCGGAGGAUGAGAGUGUCCUCAAGGUUUCCUCAUCAUGCAGCUCGGUGUAUGUGGACGGUUCGGAGAUCAGAGGCUCGUCGAACGCGUCCGUGAUCGUCAAAUACGGCACUUACACAGGCCUCGCGCGUUUCACCGUUUGGAUGCCUGAGUAUCCACUCGAGAUCGACGUCGACGACAAUCGCCUCUCGCAAAUCAAAGGUUGGAAAGUAUCAGAGGACGCGAACGCAAAAGACAGAUUAAAGCGCUCGCUUUCGGCGAGGGGAUGGGGUGGCGGGAGACCAGACGGCACCAACUCUUUGACCGACCAGCGAUCUUGCCGUCUGAGAUAUCAACAAAGCAACGUCGAGGUUUAUGCACGUUUCCUUGCCAAGGACCAUGACUCUGGCCGUGUGUCGUAUUUCGUUUCGCGACGCACCUGGCUCAAGGUGACCGAGCUGGUGCUGUCCCUGAUGAGAGUCUCCGACCCUCGGAUAGCUUCAUUACGCGAUCGGGUGCUGCAAGGGCGCAGUACCGGCCGCACUGAGGUGCAAGUACUUUCGCCAAUCACAGGUCGAGUUAUUGGGCUACGCGAAGUGAGGGUUGUGAACGACAAAGUGUCCAUAUCCAGACUCCUUGUCCGCGUCAUCUCCGGUCUCCAGCUAAACAUAUCGCCGGAUACAGCGAUCGAAAACGGAUAUGUUUCGGAAACGACCGUUACCAGGCGCCUUACAGCUCAGUACCAGGAGGGCCUGUUGGACAUAGACAUCGAGUUCUCGGAUGGAAGCCACACGGCGCUUCGCGAUGUUGCGGUAUCGGAUUACUAUUUGCUCGUCGAGAGCCUCGAUUCUGAUGUUGUGGCGUUCGCCCCCAUGUUGGCUUCGAGACAUCCCCGCGUCAUAGCUGUGGGAGAAGGCAGCGGCGAGCUGCUGCGCGUGACGCUGCUGACGCCGGAGCAGUGCCGCGCGGGCCCGCUGCGGCGCGUGGCGCUGCCCGGGCGCGGCGACGCGAAGACCCCGGCGAACAUCAAGAGCGUGCCCGGCGCGCUCGCCGCGGCGGCCGCGGGCGUCGACGUCGACUUCGCCGGUGGCGACGCGCCGCAGCGGCCCGACACGCCGCAGAACGACGACAUCAUGGCGCGCGGCGGCCUGCGCACCGGAAUGGCCGACCUCAGUGAUGUACUCAAAGGUUUCUCACCAUUUAAAGAUGAAAAUAAUCACGAACCAACAGUGCAGGCGCAACAAUAUGGCUCGAUCUUCAGAGGCAAUUCCGCGGUUCAUCCACGCCAUCAGCAACAACACAUGUCACCAGUCGAAAUUGGAAUGUACGUUCUGCUUGGAGCAUUUUGCUUCGCGAUUGUCGUUUUCGUAGUGUCUUGUGUGGUGUAUGCAUCUCGUCUGAAGCCAGCCAGUGCUGAUGGCGGGGUUGUUGGAGGCCGAUCUAUGCCUGCAGUGGCAGAAGGAGGGAGGAUACAAGUCGCUGGACUUGUUGGCACUACGCUCGGUCUGUCUAGGGAUAAGCCGUCAAGCGAGUCCACUACUAACGCACAUGAUUGGGUGUGGCUAGGUCGCGCGACGAUCGAGAGGAACGGGAACCGGCAGCCGGCCAAUCGCAGCGCGCCGCCGCCGGACAAGGGCAACAACAACCACGAGAUGAGGAUCACGUCGAACCCGCUCAACUACAACUACGUGGACCCGGAGGACGCGAUCCGGGACAACGGGAACGUGAUGGUGACGAGCUUCGACAACCCCAACUCCAUAGAGCUGCCCUCGCAGAAGGAGAGGGGGGGGCGGGCGAUCGACACGACCACGUACUGCAAGAAGCCGGCCAGACACACCCGCCAGCACUCCGGAGACGGUCAUUGGCAGGUGGAUGCAGCUAAUCCUGACGAGUACAGACCGCCGGUGCCACCGCACAGGAACUCCUCAGCUGCACAACCCCAGAUACCUGUCCCGCCGCGAAAUUCAACCAAACCAUUGCCCGAGACCGUCAUGCCGCCAUCACGACGAAGCCACUCUAGGAGCCACCACAAGAAACACGACCGCGACUCCGAACCGCCCAAAAGGUCACCCGAGAACCGCCGCACCGACCGAGUUAUUGAUCUGAAUAAGACCGACGCGCCGUACGCCAGCCGAGACGCCAAGGACCAGUGCAAACGCGACCCAUACCAGACGCAGUACCAGGACGAGCUCGACGACCCCGUGGAGAAGCUCACCGGCGAGGACUGCGCCCGCCUGUUCGAGUUCGACAACGACGCCCCCCUCAUCAUGGAGAACAAGGACUACAGGGAAAUCGUCGGGCUCAACAGAGGCACCGACGAGUCCCGCCGCACCUUCUUCAAACCCGAGAGCCCCGACUACAUGCAUGACUCUGGAAUAGGCCUACCGGAAGUGCAGAUGCGACACAAGAACCGACCCAAGGAAUCGAACAUUAAGGGAGAUUUCGUUGAACCAGGCACUCAGAACAAAGGCAGCGGCUCCCCGGAGGUGAAACGCGCCACGGUGGUCGGCAACCCGAUGUACUCGCGCACCUCGGCCGACGCGCCCGCCGAAGCGCUCGGACUGGACGACCUCCACAUGGACUACGAUCAGAUCAUGCACUAUUUCCACAACCUCAAGGAAUCAAACGCC
Messenger RNA from Iphiclides podalirius (scarce swallowtail), 3933 nucleotides. The record is from the annotation of a GenBank genome assembly. Lineage: Eukaryota; Metazoa; Arthropoda; Insecta; Lepidoptera; Papilionidae.